Pistacia vera is the source of this 3484-nucleotide messenger RNA. RefSeq names its product mannosylglycoprotein endo-beta-mannosidase-like. Gene Ontology annotation, molecular function: hydrolase activity, hydrolyzing O-glycosyl compounds. Bases 103 to 3057 code for a protein of 984 amino acids. The record is from RefSeq and is a predicted model, not a curated record. Lineage: Eukaryota; Viridiplantae; Streptophyta; Magnoliopsida; Sapindales; Anacardiaceae. Gene Ontology annotation, biological process: carbohydrate metabolic process. The transcript has 11 exons.
UCGCUGUCUUUUUACCCAACUGAGUCAACUCAAUAAGACCAUAAACAACAGGUUCUUCGCGAUUCUCGCGACAGCAUUCAGCAAAGUCAUUUCAUUUCUCUCAUGGACUCCACCGAGUCGAUGAGACGAGUCUUGACGGCGGAGAUUGGUAAAACUAAGCUUGAUUCCGGAUGGCUCGCCGCCAGAUCGAGCGAGAUUCAGCUCACCGGCACUCAGCUCACCACUACUCACCCGCCGACAAAGUCCACCGCGCCGUGGAUGGAGGCCGCUGUCCCCGGAACUGUUUUGGGAACCCUUGUAAAGAAUAAAGUUGUGCCCGAUCCUUUUUAUGGAUUGGAGAAUGAGACGAUUGUAGAUAUAGCCGAUUCUGGAAGGGAAUUUUACACUUUCUGGUUUUUUACAACUUUUCAGUGUAAGCUGUUAGGGGAACAGCAGUUGGAUCUGAAUUUUCGUGCAAUAAACUACUCGGGUGAACUAUACUUAAAUGGUCACAAAAAGGUUCUCCCAAAAGGAAUGUUUAGAAGACAUUCUCUUGAUGUUACUGAUAUUUUGCAUCCUGAUGGUCAAAACUUGCUAGCUGUUCUUAUACACCCUCCUGAUCAUCCUGGGCGAAUUCCUCCUGAGGGUGGGCAAGGUGGGGAUCAUGAGAUUGGAAAAGAUGUUGCAACACAAUACGUGGAGGGCUGGGAUUGGAUGGCUCCAAUAAGGGAUAGGAAUACCGGCAUAUGGGAUGAAGUGUCAAUUUCUGUCACAGGGCCUGUGAAAAUAAUCGAUCCCCACUUGGUUUCGUCAUUUUUUGACAAUUACAAAAGGGUCUAUCUGCAUGCCACAACUGAAUUUGAGAACAGAAGCAAAUGGGUUGCUGAGUGUUCCUUGAACAUCCAAGUGACCACAGAACUGGAAGGAGAUGUUUGCUUAGUGGAGCAUCUUCAGACUCAACAUAUGUUGAUCCAUCCUGGAGCACGUGUACAGUAUACUUUUCCUCAGCUGUUUUUCUACAAGCCCAAUUUAUGGUGGCCAAAUGGCAUGGGAAAGCAAGCAUUAUACAAUGUUCAGAUUAGUGUUGAGGUAAAGGGAUAUGGAAAAUCUGAUUCAUGGAGCCAUCUAUUUGGGUUCCGCAAAAUAGAGUCCUACAUUGAUAAUGCCACAGGUGGAAGGUUGUUCAAGGUCAAUGGGCAGCCUAUAUUUAUUCGUGGUGGUAAUUGGAUUUUGUCAGAUGGGUUACUACGGCUUUCUAAAGAACGUUAUAGAACAGACAUCAAGUUCCAUGCAGAUAUGAAUCUAAACAUGAUCCGUUGUUGGGCUGGAGGCUUGGCUGAGAGGCCGGAGUUUUAUCAUUAUUGUGAUAUUUAUGGAUUGCUGGUCUGGCAAGAGUUUUGGAUUACCGGAGAUGUGGAUGGAAGAGGUAUCCCAGUAUCAAACCCAAAUGGUCCCCUUGAUCAUGACCUAUUUAUGCUAUGUGCAAGAGAUACUGUCAAGCUUCUCAGGAACCAUGCCAGUCUUGCACUCUGGGUGGGUGGAAAUGAACAGGUUCCACCAAAAGACCUCAAUGAUGCUUUAAAGAAUGACCUGAAACUCCAUCCUUAUUUUGAGAGUUCCGGUGAAACUGAGAAUUCUAUGCCAGAUUUGCCCCUGGCAGCCAGUGAUCCUAGCCAAUAUCUUGAUGGUACCCGCAUUUAUGUCCGGGGAUCUAUGUGGGAUGGCUUUGCAGAUGGAAAGGGGAACUGGACUGAUGGUCCUUAUGAAAUCCAAUAUCCUGAAGACUUUUUUAAGGAUAGUUUUUACCAGUAUGGAUUCAAUCCUGAGGUUGGUAGUGUGGGAAUCCCAGUUGCAGCCACCAUCAGAGCAACCAUGCCUCCAGAAGGAUGGCAAAUUCCAGUGUUUAAAAAGAAUUCUGAUGGUUACAUAGAAGAAGUUCCAAACCCUACUUGGACAUACCAUAAAUACAUUCCUUAUUCAAAACCAGGCAAGGUUCAUGAUCAGAUUGAACUGUAUGGAUUGCCAAAGGACCUCGAUGAUUUUUGUUUGAAGGCUCAACUUGUCAACUACAUUCAAUAUAGAGCUCUACUGGAGGGCUGGACUUCUCGCAUGUGGAGCAAAUACACUGGUUUCUUGAUUUGGAAGACUCAGAAUCCAUGGACAGGUCUUAGAGGUCAGUUUUAUGAUCAUCUCCAUGACCAAAAUGCUGGAUUCUAUGGCGUUCGAUGUGCUGCAGAGCCAAUUCAUGUCCAGCUGAACCUCUCUUCAUAUUAUAUUGAGGUUGUUAACACUACAUCACAAGAACUCUCUGACGUGGCUAUUGAAGCAUCAGUGUGGGAUCUAGAAGGAGCAUGCCCAUAUUACAAAGUUAAUGAUAAGCUUUCUGUGCAACAGAAGAAAACAGUACCCAUUUGCGAGAUGAAGUAUCCCAAGUCUAAAAACCCAAAGCCAGUCUACUUUCUUCUUCUCAAACUCUACAAAAUGUCCGAUUACAGCAUUAUAUCUCGGAACUUCUACUGGUUGCAUCUACCUGGUGGAGAUUACAAGCUGUUGGAGCCAUACAGGAAGAGAAAGAUACCCCUCAAGAUAACAUCAAAGGUUUUUAUGGAAGGGUCCACUUAUGAAAUUGAAAUGCACGUGCAGAACAAAUCGAAGAAAACAGAAUCUGAAAAUUUGACAUAUAAAAAUAAUUUCGCUCCUAUAAUUGCUGAUGGUGAUUUUGAUAUGGCUUCGACAGAAGCUGCUGCACGUAAAGUCGAGGAAAAGCAAGAAGCUGGUUUCUUCAGGAGAAUAUGCAGCCGUUUUACAAAGGACACUGACAACUUAAAGGUUGCUGAACUGAAUGGAACUGACGAAGGAGUUGCUUUCUUCCUUCAUUUUUCCAUUCAUGCCUCAAGUAGAGAACACAAGGAAGGCGAAGACACAAGAAUUCUUCCAGUUCAUUACUCAGACAACUAUUUUUCACUUGUGCCCGGUGAACAGAUACCCAUCAAGAUCACUUUUGAGGUUCCUCACGGUGUCACCCCUCGAGUAACGCUCCAAGGCUGGAACUACCAUGUUGGACAUACUAUAUUCUAAGCUGGUAAGAAUUCUUCUCUGCUUUUGUAGCUUGCAAAAUCUGAUCUCUCCGUGGUUUCAGAAUUGAGGCUCAACUUUUAUACAAAUAAAUAAAUGAAUAAUUGCCCUUUCUUGCUCCUGGUGAAAUAUUUAUUACUGAAAAUUCUCUGGUAUAAGGGAAAAUAACGUCGGCAAUUGGAGGAAAAUUUGAGUUUGUUAUUUAUUUGUUUCACUGUGUUCAAGAAAAUGCCCUCAUAUCUAGAACAGUUGUUUUUCAUUUUAUCUUGGUUUCAAUUGUAAGUAAAGUUUACAGAUGGACAGCGUUUAACAUUGAAAGAUCAAAGUGAUCGAUCUUUUGUUUGCUUUUACUCUAUUUAUUCAUCCAUAUUAUAUUUAUUGAACGGUUAUUUGAUUAAAGAAAUGGAAUGAAAAGAUAUGAUUAUUGUGA